AUGCCAGCAAGGACCAUCCGCAGCAGCAGGCAGGGGUGAUCUGGAGAGUGACGGGCGGCCUGUUCAGCAUCCCCCGGGGAGCCGUGGGAGCCACGUUGGGAGGAGUUGCCUGGGUGGGCAGCAAGAGCCUGGAGCUCACCAAAACAGCUGUGACCAGCGUCCCCGCUGCUGGCGUCGGACUGGUGAAGGGCAGCGUGUCGGCGGUGACCGGCGGCGUCGGAGCUGUGGGCAGCGCAGUCGCCAGCAAAGUCCCUUUCACUGCAAAGAAGAAGGACAAGGCUGACUAAUCCUCGUCGCAGCUCCCUUCCCAAAGAUCAACCUGCCCAUACUCUCCCCCUACACAGCACCUCUUUGAGUUGGAACCAGUCGCUUCAGGGAGGGUCAAGCACCCAAGCAGACUCUGGCUGCAGCCUGCAC
Messenger RNA from Antrostomus carolinensis (chuck-will's-widow), 417 nucleotides. Its product is annotated as transmembrane protein 263. The record is from RefSeq and is a predicted model, not a curated record. Lineage: Eukaryota; Metazoa; Chordata; Aves; Caprimulgiformes; Caprimulgidae. The transcript has a single exon. The annotation marks the transcript as partial.